Mytilinidion resinicola is the source of this 927-nucleotide messenger RNA. RefSeq lists its product as uncharacterized. The transcript has a single exon. NCBI's taxonomy places the organism in Eukaryota, Fungi, Ascomycota, Dothideomycetes, Mytilinidiales, Mytilinidiaceae. Bases 1 to 927 code for a protein of 308 amino acids. The record is from RefSeq and is a predicted model, not a curated record.
AUGCGCAGUUCAUCGCUCCGCGCCCUCUCCCUCGCAUCCGUUUGCAUCAUGCUCGACCAGGCCAGCGAAGCAGCAGGGACCGCAUGUGGUGCGGGACGAUCUGGAAAAUUCACCGUCGGGGGACCGGGGGGCCACCUCUUUCUCCAAAGGGCGCUGCAGCUGACUCCUGGCGUCGACGCGAUAUCCAGGGCCGUGAUACGGCGACGAUGCUGGAUGAGCUCACGCCGCCGAUCCAUCGCUGCCGAAGGGUUGACGUGCGAGCCUCUCCACGCCCAGCAUCGACGUCAAGCAGCAACGGCUCUCGUACAGACGCACCCACGCCGCAUCUGCAGAGUCAAUUGGCUCGGCGCAUUUGUCAAGCAGACGCAGGCGGCACCGCUUCGAACAAGACGUCGCCCGUUGAGCCGGCUGCUGCAAGGCAAGAAGAGGACAGGACCACACACCGCUCGACCCCACACUCGCGACGCCGCAUGCGCGCCUGCAGCUGUAAUCUUCAACGGCGGCGAGGGAUGCCGACGGGUGCAGGCCAGCGUGCCAGCUGCGGCCAUGUGCGGACGAGGACGAGUGAAUUGGAAGCAGUGGCACAGCCCUGGAGGACCCUACUGUAGUUCCAUUUGCACGAAAUGCGGGCCGGCCCUCAGGAAACAAUUCGCAACCGUUCCCGGCAGCGCGACCGGGAUGCGCGCGGCGUCUGUGGGAUGGCAUCAGGCAGCUCCAGGCUCCCUGGCGCCCGAGCUGCUGACGGCCUGCUGCGAGCGAAAAGCAAGCUACGGGCGAGCGGGCGGGGCGGAGGCGCCGUGGACGGAUGGUGCAUGGAAAGGAUUCGAGCUGCGAUGCAAUGCCUGGCUGGGCUGGUGUUGGCUGUGUUGGCCGCAGUGCGGCGGGACUGGGCGGCUGUUCCUCGGCGCGGCCGCUCUCCACAGCUAG